AGGAUAAGAAUGGAGAAUGGCGAGGCUUCACGUCUGCAUUAUAAUCUGUCUCCUUUGCUCAGCAGCGAUUCCGAAACAAAUUAUGCCUACGUGAUAUUUAACGAAAUAGAUGAAAGUUAUGCACAAACGCGCAGUGAUCGCAUCCGCGCUGCAAUGUUCCCUGAUUUAUGUCCUGAUAAAGCUAGUAGUAUGGUAUCAUUGCCACAUCGUUCAACAAUUGUCGCGAAACUAGCGGAACCAAGCCAACUGUUAACAACCGCCGUCAUGGAAUUGCUUAGUCUCCAGGAUGAAACAGAAUUAACGACGAAAGCAAUUCCUGAACUUGUAAAAUUACUCGCGGAUAAAGAUGAGACAGUAAUUAUGCGAACUGUUCAUAUGGUGCAUAUGUUAUCGCGUGAAAACAAAUCCGUGAAUGCAAUAGCUUCAAAUCCAGCUCUUGUUAAUGCUUUAUUCAAUGUCACUCGACUGGAAAAUGAUGCCAUACGAAAAGAUGCACUUGGUGCUCUUUCACAUAUUUCGGAGUAUGCAGAAGGGCGCAUGCAAAUAUUCCGUUCUGGUGGUAUUCCGGAGUUAGUUCGAAUGCUUGGAAUUCCAUUAGAUGCUGUUCGUCACUAUGCCAUCACCACACUUCAUAAUUUGCUUCUUUUCAUGGAUUAUGCAAAAGAGGAAACGAGGGGAUGUGGAGGUUUGGAAGCGAUGACGCCACUUCUUCGGGAAAAUAAUCCACGUUUCUUGGCAUUGUUAACGGAUUCGCUCUACCUUCUAUUACUGGACAACCCACAAAGCAAACUUUCAUUUCUUUCCUUAAGUGGUCCAUCGUCACUAAUCGAUCUUUUGGAUACACAUCGUCAUUAUCCAAAGCUUGUUUAUACUGUAGUACGCUGCAUUCGGGCACUUUCUGUGUGCCCACAAAACAAAGCCGCUCUCAUUUCUUUUGGAGUACUCAUUGUUUUGGGUGACUUCAUUGAUAACGUCGAUAACAGAACCCAAUUUGCCAUUCUUUGUGCUAUUCGCAAUUUAUCAGAUGCGGCAGCUAACGAAAGCAGCUUAGGACCUCUGAUUAUCAAUUUAAUUCAUGUUGUUGCCACUGGUGAAGAAUCAACAAAUGCAUGUGCUGCUGGCAUUUUGUCAAACUUAACUUGCAACAAUAUUCGCAACAAACAAACCUUAUGUUUCAAUAGGGGAAUGGACGCAUUAUGUAGCGCACUUGAACGGUUUUCAACAGUUGAGGAAGUCACAGAGCCAACGCUUUGUGCACUGAGGCAUUGUACCGCUCGACAUCCACUGGCGUCACAGGCACAAAGUGAUAUUCGCUUAUCACAAACUUUACCUGUCAUUUUAGAGUUAAUUUCAUCAAUGCGAGCACCAGUUGUUAAGGCAGCUCUCGGACUUGUCCGAAAUCUUGCACUCCUUCCUGCUAACUUACAUCCCCUGACCCAUGAAACAACAUCAAAAGGAGAAUCAGUGGUUAGCCUGGCAGUGGACGUUUUAGGACGAGCUGGUACCCAGCUACGUCAGGAUCCAGAUGCAUUAGCAGAUGGUGUUGCAAUGCGUGAAUUGGUUGAAGGUGCUGUCUCAGCAUUACAUCAGCUUGGAAAUGACUCUCAAUCAGCCGAUUUCAUGCUUCGCCACCACCCAUUCAUUGAUAUGCUCAUCAAACUGCUUUCUUGGGAAGAAAUAUACGCAAAUGAUGAUGAAUUACUACAGCGUGAACUUCUGGGACUUCUUUAUCAACUCUCAAAGACCCCAGAAGGUGCACGGCAGCUAAAUAUGUAUGGACUAAUGCCUGUACUCGCUGAUGCGCUACAUUCCAAGCAUAGAGCAAUUUCAACAUAUGCAUCUGGUGUAUUGAAAAAUCUCCAAUUUGACAAGCCAUCAAUGUAUCGUGGAGAACUGGACACAGAAAUUGAAACUAUGAUAAACAAUGGUGAAGAGUGGAUGCACGAUGGUCUAGAACCAGAACUUUUUGCUGAAAUGUAUCAUUCCUCAGAAAUGGAACAACUGGAUCAUCCUCAAUCGUGGCAACAUCCUCCGCCCUACCAGACCAAUAAUCGAAGUCCUUUAUGGUUUGAUACUGAUCUGUGA
Molecule: messenger RNA, 2085 nt
Organism: Loa loa (African eye worm)
Lineage: Eukaryota; Metazoa; Nematoda; Chromadorea; Rhabditida; Onchocercidae
Product: CBR-HMP-2 protein
Exons: 10
Coding region: 10-2085 (691 amino acids)
Biological process (GO): cell adhesion; positive regulation of transcription by RNA polymerase II
Cellular component (GO): adherens junction; catenin complex
Molecular function (GO): transcription coactivator activity; protein phosphatase binding; cadherin binding
Source: RefSeq, a predicted model, not a curated record